Messenger RNA from Botrytis byssoidea, 456 nucleotides. RefSeq lists its product as uncharacterized. The record is from RefSeq and is a predicted model, not a curated record. NCBI's taxonomy places the organism in Eukaryota, Fungi, Ascomycota, Leotiomycetes, Helotiales, Sclerotiniaceae. The transcript has a single exon. The coding region runs from base 1 to 456 and encodes 151 amino acids.
AUGACUACCAGAAAAGAAACUGCAGCCGACGAUUCUCCACCUACAUAUUCACCUCCAAGAUCAGCCUCUCCCCCAAUCCCAGACUCUCCAGCACCUCCUCGCUCUUUUCACCCUUUCCCCCGUCUUCCCAUCGAACUCCAACACCGAAUCUGGACGCUCGCAGCGAAAGAUAUCGCAUCUCGCAAAAUCAUUAUCCGUCAUGAGCCCUGCGAAUUCAAAGGUUACGCAAGCAUAAUUGCGAAAUUCAUCAAAUACAUCACCGAUCUUCUGACAUUCGGCUGCGAGAAGAAGAUAGUUGAUCAUAAGUGUUCGGCUGUUCCUGCUUUGCUUCAUACGAAUUUUUUGGCGCGCAGUAUUGCACGCAAAGUGUAUAGGAGACGGUUUCAGGAGGUGCUUAAUAGAAAGAUUUAUGUGGGAGCGAAGGAUAGGGUUGUGGUUGUGCCUAGGCCUACUUGA